This is a messenger RNA of Spinacia oleracea (spinach), 2367 nucleotides long. RefSeq names its product E3 ubiquitin-protein ligase RSL1. The record is from RefSeq and is a predicted model, not a curated record. The coding region runs from base 551 to 2083 and encodes 510 amino acids. NCBI's taxonomy places the organism in Eukaryota, Viridiplantae, Streptophyta, Magnoliopsida, Caryophyllales, Amaranthaceae. Gene Ontology annotation, molecular function: ubiquitin-protein transferase activity; zinc ion binding. Gene Ontology annotation, biological process: protein ubiquitination. The transcript has 3 exons.
UUUGGCAUGGAAGCUUCAUGUAUUGGCAUCUAGCUUAACUUAAUCCCCCACACUUUCUCUCUCCUUUGAAAAUUCCUUUCUCAGUUUACUGGUCAAAUGCCAGAGAAUUAGAUUCUUCACUGUUUCUCACAGAUUUCUUUUCCAUUUUUCAGAUUAAAUGCUCCGAAAUUAUGGAGUAUUAAUUUUAAGCCGGAUCUCUUGUCUCUUCUAAAGCCGGAUCUCCGGUAAUAAUUUCAUAAUCCACUCCUUCCGUGGAUUAUGACAUUAACUUUUCCAUCGAAUUUCAGAAUAAUUGUGCUUCUGAAAUCGACAGAUUAUUCCGAGUCGAUUGAAUUUUUGAAAAUGGCACCCUGAUUCUUGCAAUACUUGCAGAACCCCCUUUUAAUUUUUCUGGGUCGAUUAGUUUGUGUGAAGUGGCAUCCUAGUUUUUCAUGAAUUUGCAAAACCCCCUUUUAAUUUUUCUGGGUAGAUUAAGUUUGUGAAAAUGGCGCACUAAUUCUUCAAAAUUUGCAAAAUUCCCUGUUAUUUUUUCUGGGUUUUUUUUAGAAAAAUGGAAGAUCAGGGGUGUUGCGAGGAACAUUUAAAUUUGGCCAUAGCAGAAGUAGACGAGGAAGAGGAAUUUCGGAGCUGUUGUGGGGAAGAGAGUGAAGAUGAAUGCCUAAAGGAGGAGGAUUUUUGUGAUGAAUUGACAGUGAAGAUGACUUUUAAAGGGAUUUCAAUUGAUGGGUUUGGGGAAUCUUGUUGUUCUGGGUUCACUGGAAUUGGUGUUGUUAUUCAAGGUACAGGGAACUUCUCUGAUAUUUUUGUUCAGAAAAGGCUUGAAUUUUAUGUUGAGGGUUUAGUUGCGGAUUAUUUGUCUCUGAUGGAUGGUUUGCUUGAGGUUUUAAAGAGUAGUAAUAAUAAUAUUAGGCGUGUUUUCGCUACCACGGAUUCGAAGAUUCUUUAUGAACAGAUCAUGCUAAAGGAGAGCCCUGAUAUGCCUCUAAUUGUAGCAUUGAGGGAGAGGGUUCUCGAACUCGUGGGUCAGUUAGAUGCUUUUAGUUUGAAACUUGUCCCCGGUGUUGAAAUGAAGAGGCCUUUGCAACUAGCUCAGGUAGCAAUUGGUUUGGUCGCAUUACACGAAGAGAGCCAUAAUUCACUUCAGAAUUGUUCGUUAUGUUGUGAUGAUAAGCUAUCUUCAAUGAUGCUCACAUUAAGAUGCUCACACAAGUUUUGCUCCCAAUGUCUGAAGACGUAUGCUGAUGGGAAAGUAGAGGCUGGUCAAGUCCCCAUUAGAUGCCCUGAGAUCAGCUGCAACUAUUUACUCUCAAAAUCAGAAUGCAAAUUAUUUCUUCCCGUUAUUUCUUACGAUGUUCUAGAGAAAGCAGUAGAAGAAUUUAAUGUGCUUAGUUCAGAAAAAAUUUACUGCCCCUAUCAAAAUUGUUUGGCUCUUCUUGAUCCUCGCGAGGCAAGCUCCUCAGAUGAAUCCAAUGAGUGUUGCAUUGAGUGUCCAGUUUGUCAGAGAUCUAUCUGUGUGAAUUGUGGGGUUCCCUGGCAUAGUUCAUUGAGUUGUGGAGAGUAUCGAGAUCUUCCACUAGAUGAGAGAGAUUCCUCGGAUCUUACAUUGCACUGUUUAGCACAGGAUAGAGGAUGGAGGCGUUGCCAACUGUGCCGGAGGAUGAUCGAGCUGGCUCAAGGUUGCUACCACAUGACCUGUUGGUGUGGGCAUGAGUUCUGUUAUUCCUGUGGCGCUGAAUAUAGGGAUAGGCAACAAACAUGUCAAUGUGUUUUCUGGGAUGAAGGUAAUUCCGAGGAUUCAGUAGGCCCAACCACCCCGGAGGCUAAUAAUUGGGAAUGGAACUCAUUUGAGACAUUUCCAAUGAUACUAGAUGCGUAUUCAGAUCAAGAGCGUUCACAACUGGCUAUAAUACAGAGAUUCCUUGCUGGUGGUUUCAGCCUAAGUGAUCAUCGGACUUGUCAGUUGCCGCCUCCACCGUGUACAGAUUCCUACAUUGAUGCCAUGAAAGAUCUCCAUCAGCUUCCUUGGCUGGAGAGGUUUGUUUCUGUAAUAAGUGAUAAUUACUACGAUGACUACAUUCGCUGAUACCCCAGCAAUUCAACCCAAAUUCGCCAUCAUGGGGGGUAGCUAGCAACUGAGUUUUCGAAUUGUUAGAAUGUAGUUUUCGUUGAUCAUAAAUGUGAUUAUUAUUAACCUGUCUACAUCUGCUUUUGUACUCUCUAAGUUGACAGGGGAAAUUUAUGACUAGAGAUUUUCUUACAAGAGAUAUGCAAAGGUGCAAGAUGAUGUACUGUACUGAUGUUAAGAGUGGAAAUAAUUUGGCAAUACAUUCACGUCAUAGGCUAAACUGGCAUAUACAGAAGGGUAAA